This is a messenger RNA of Bombina bombina (fire-bellied toad), 1064 nucleotides long. RefSeq names its product 40S ribosomal protein S6-like. Lineage: Eukaryota; Metazoa; Chordata; Amphibia; Anura; Bombinatoridae. The transcript is spliced from 2 exons. The record is from RefSeq and is a predicted model, not a curated record. Gene Ontology annotation, biological process: translation. The coding region runs from base 1 to 1005 and encodes 334 amino acids. Gene Ontology annotation, molecular function: structural constituent of ribosome. Gene Ontology annotation, cellular component: ribosome.
AUGACUCGGGUUGAUGAACUAUUGGACCGCAUCACCCGGUGUAACUUCCUGACCAUGCUUGAUCUCUGUAAGGGAUACUGGCAGAUUCCUCUGGACCCGGAUUCUUUUCCAAAGCCAGCAUUCAUCACUUUAUUCGGCCUGUACCAGUUCAGGGUCAUGCCAUUUCGGAUAAAGAAUGCUCCAGCCACCUUCCAGAGAAUGGUAGAUCAACUCCUUGAUGGCCUCCCGGAUUAUGCUUGCGCAUACCUGGACGACAUCAUGAUCUACAGUGAUACCUGGGAGGACAAGUGCAAGAAACUUAUUGAAGUUGAUGAUGAGCGCAAACUACGUACCUUUUAUGAAAAGCGCAUGGCAACGGAAGUCUCAGCUGAUCCAUUAGGUGAUGAGUGGAAGGGAUAUGUUGUGUGCAUCAGUGGUGGAAAUGACAAGCAAGGUUUCCCCAUGAAACAGGGUGUGCUCACUCAUGGCCGUGUGCGUCUUCUCUUGAGCAAGGGUCACUCCUGCUACCGCCCCAGGAGAACUGGAGAGCGCAAACGCAAAUCUGUACAUGGCUGCAUUUUGGAUGCCAACCUGAGUGUCCUGAACUUGGUUAUUGUCAGGAAAGGAGAUAAGGACAUUCUUGGCCUAACUGACAAUACUGUUCCCCGCCGUUUGGGUCCAAAAAGGGCCAGCAGAAUUCACAAGCUGUUCAACCUGUCCAAAGAAGAUGAUGUGCGUCAGUAUGUGGUGAGGAAGCCUCUAUCAAAGGAGAAAAAGAAACCCAGAACCAAGGCCCCCAAGAUCCAGCAUCUGGUGACGCUAAGAGUUCUGCAGCACAAACGUAGGCGUAUUGCCCCAAAAAAACAGCGCACUCAGAAGAACAAGGAGCAGGCAUCCGAUUAUGCCAAACUUCUAGCUAAAAGGACAAAGGAGGCGAAGGAGAAACAUCAGGAACAGAUCGCUAAGAGGUGUAGAUUGUCUUCAUUGAGAGCAUCCACCUCCAAAUCAGAAUACAGUCAGAAAUAAAGCCUUAUGGUGUAAAAAAAAAAUACAAUAAAUUUUGUUGUAAUCUAAAAAAUAAAUAA